UAUCAUUAAUUAAAACGAUGUUAUAGCGUGAAUCACGUUAAGUUCGUCUUUUCUUUCUUUCGUUGUUUUAUUUUGUUUGCUUUUUGUCUAUAAUUCUGCCUUUUUAGAAAGAGCUUGACAUGUAAUUGAGCUUGCAUUUGAAAUAAUCACGAGAAUUAGCUGUUUGAAGGCAACUAUGGUGAAAGAGACUGGGUUUUAUGAUAUGCUGGGUGUAAAGCCCAGUGCCAGCCCAGAAGAGUUGAAGAAAGCCUAUCGUAAACUGGCACUGAAAUAUCACCCGGAUAAAAAUCCAACAGAGGGGGAGAAGUUCAAACAGAUCUCCCAGGCGUAUGAGGUUUUGUCAGAUGCCAAGAAGAGAGAAGUGUAUGACAGAGGUGGCGAGAAAGCAAUUAAGGAGGGAGGAAGUGGAGGGCCAAGUUUUGGCUCCCCCAUGGACAUCUUUGAUAUGUUCUUUGGAGGAGGGGGACGCAUUCACAGGGAAAGGAGAGGAAAGAAUGUGGUGCAUCAGUUGACAGUUUCAUUGGAGGACCUUUAUAAUGGAGCCACUAGAAAACUGGCUGUCCAGAAGAAUAUAAUCUGUGAAAAGUGUGAAGGUCGGGGGGGCCGUAAAGGAGUGAUAGAAGUGUGUUCAUUGUGCCGUGGAGUGGGCGUACAGGUCCGAUUACAUCACUUAGCACCUGGCAUGGUACAGCAGAUAUCAACAGUCUGUGCUGGCUGUCAGGGCCAAGGCCAACGACUCGGUCACCGUGACCGCUGCAAAGCAUGUGCUGGUCGCAAGAUACUACGGCAGAAGAAGAUUCUUGAGGUGCAUAUUGAUAAAGGUAUGAAAGAUGGACAGAAAAUUGUUUUCCAUGGGGAGGGGGACCAGGAGCCUGGCCUUGAACCUGGAGACAUUAUCAUUGUAUUAGACCAAAGAGCACAUCCAGUUUUCACCAGACAAAGAGAGGACCUCAUCAUGAGCAUGGAGCUACAGUUGGUCGAGUCAUUAUGUGGUUUUCAAAAACCCAUUAAGACACUAGACAACAGAACUCUACUCAUCACAUCCCAUCCAGGGGAGUUGAUCAGACCUGGAGAUAAGAAAUGUGUUCUGAAUGAAGGGAUGCCUAUGCACCGUCGUCCAUUUGAGAAAGGCAGACUCAUCAUUCUUUUCAGUGUUGUCUUCCCUGAAGAGAACUUCCUCCCAUUGAACAAACUAAAGGAGUUGGAGAGAUACCUACCUGGAAACCAAGCAAAUACUGAGCCUGAAGGCAUGGAUGACGACCUCUAUAUCUAUGCUGACCUUGAAGACUGUGACCUGACCCAUGAACGUCAUCAAUACCACUAUAUAGAGGAGGAAGACUUUUACCCUGGUGGUGGUGUACAGUGUCAAACCUCAUAGAGAUUACUUGUCUUUUACCCCUGGUUAAACAACAAAUGCCACCUCUGCUGGAACUCAAAAAAAUAAAAAGGACCAAGAGGAAAUACGUUUUAUUACCUCUCAACUAGUUCUGUGCCUAGAAUAAGACCUUUGUGCCAACCUCUUGUGUCAUUGUUUGAAAUAAUGUUCCCUUCCAAAACUGGGAGCUGAUAAUUAGUGACAUAAAGUGAGGGGAUCUUUAAAAUGACAUCAAGCAGAGUUUUAAGACUGGUGCCACAGAGAAUUGAAGAAGAGUUUAUAGAUAUUAGUGUAGCAGUUUAAAAGGGUGGGGGUGUUCAGCUAAGUAGUUUGUUCCAUAAUCCCAGAAAAAUUUAUCUUCAAGAUUUAUUAACAUUGAGGAUCAAGUUCUCAUCAUGAGUUGGACAAACCAUUAUAAUCUUUGUUGUAUUUUGUAUAUUGCAAAUUAAUUGUGUGUUAAAUGUAAGAUCAUUUGUUGAUCUUGAUAUUGUUGGAAAUUUUCUAUAUGCUACCAGCUGAAUGCUAAAUGUUUUUGUAGAACUAUUUGAACUAAUAGGGGAAAUAACUUCAAGGUUUAAAAUGAAAGAAAAAAAGUUCAAAAUAAUGGCAAACUGUGAAGAAGCAAGAACACAAAAAGCCUUAUUUUGUUGAACGUGCUAUUGUUUAAUUUGCUUACUACGUUAACCUACUUGCAUGUUGUUGAUAGUGUACUAUCUGGCCAAAUAUCAACAUUUCACACCAGGGCCACUUCCAUUUAAUUUGAUCAUGUUUGAGACAUAACUGCCAAGGAUUUUUAAUGAAAAGGAGUCUUUUCAUGUUGCAUUUGUUUGCAGUUAUUUAACAAUUCAGAAAACAUUCGACUUCUAUUUAGUAACGAUUUUAAAAUGUAAAUUAAAUGGCACAUCAAAUGUUUAGACAAAGUUAUACACAAUACAAUUUUGAAAUAGUUUUGCAGCCAACUUGCAUACCUCUCAUGUGAGAUCAAGUCUUAAGAUCGCUUUUAUUAAAGGGUUUUUUUGCCACUCAAUUUUCUCUGUUAACACAAUCCUGCUCUGUCUACAUUUCAAGGACAUUAAUUUGGAGACUGCAAAUGCUAUUAAUUUCUUUUCUCAUGUCUCCCGGCAGAAAAGUGUUCUAUACGAUUAUUUUAUUAUCUGUAUUGUCUUUGAAGAAUACUUUUAAAAAGUGUGAAAUUAUGACCAAUAACUUUGACAUUCGUAGUUCUAUUUAUAAAUUAAAUGUAACAAUGUUA
Myxocyprinus asiaticus (Chinese sucker) is the source of this 2627-nucleotide messenger RNA. RefSeq names its product dnaJ homolog subfamily A member 1-like. NCBI's taxonomy places the organism in Eukaryota, Metazoa, Chordata, Actinopteri, Cypriniformes, Catostomidae. Gene Ontology annotation, molecular function: Hsp70 protein binding; ATP binding. The coding region runs from base 176 to 1378 and encodes 400 amino acids. The record is from RefSeq and is a predicted model, not a curated record. The transcript is spliced from 9 exons. Gene Ontology annotation, biological process: response to heat; protein refolding. Gene Ontology annotation, cellular component: cytoplasm; cytosol.